Hemisphaericaspora subhashii is the source of this 6570-nucleotide messenger RNA. RefSeq lists its product as uncharacterized. Bases 1 to 6570 code for a protein of 2189 amino acids. The record is from RefSeq and is a predicted model, not a curated record. NCBI's taxonomy places the organism in Eukaryota, Fungi, Ascomycota, Pichiomycetes, Serinales, Debaryomycetaceae. The transcript has a single exon.
AUGAGUUCUGAUUCUAAUUUACUACAUAAAAUAAACCCAUUCAGAAGAAAAUCAAAAGAUCAAACACAAAAAGAACCACUACAACAAGGAGAUGAUAAUAAUACAAAUGAAGAUGCUGUUGAUGAAGUAUUACAAGAAGGACGUAAAUUCUUCCAAUUGCACCGUAAAGCUCCAGAACCACCAACUGGGUCUUCUUCUACUACCGCAGACAAAAGUCAAAAGACAAUUAAGGUAAAACAUAAACCAGAAGAAGUAAUUACUGAAACUUCUGUAGGUAGAGUUAUCACUACUCCUCCCAAUGUCCAUCAUCAACCAAUGGGAAGAAAAGUACCUCCUUCAGGAGAAGAUUUACAAGAAGGCGGAGGUGCACAUGACACAUUGCCAGUAAUUAAUGCUGAAAGUGAAGGUUCUCUGCAUUAUGACGAUUUAGCCGGUUCUAGACCCGAAAGUAACCUUGACACUAAUCGUGAGGUAGAAGGUCAUAUUAAUCAAAUGCAAGCUGAAACCAAUGCAAACUUAAAAUCAGUCAAAGCUGCUCCUGAUCCCCUGUUGAAACCUACUACUGGUUUAAAUACUCGUGAUUUUGCAACCACUGGUAGCAGCCCACAAAAUUUUGAUGGCUCAGAAAAUCAAAAUCCAGAAUUAUCAGACAUUGACAACCAAAUGAAACAACAUGAAGAAAUAAGAAAAAGAUUAGGAGAAGAUCCAGCUAAUGCUUCUGUGUUGACUGCUCAUGAUGCUUCAAUUGAAACACCAAGAUAUCAUGAAGGUGGGUCCGAUGUUGACGUUGGAGCUGGUGGUACUGACAUUUCUGGAAAUGUUCCUUCUUCCCCUACUGCAACUAAAAACAUCUCCGGUACUGGUGGUGUCGGUGUUGGUACUGGCUCUAAUACUGGGUCAGGUACUGCUACUCCUGUAGGUAUGUUAUCAACAGCAGCUGGUUAUUUGGGAUUUGGUAAGAAACCACAUCAUCAUGACGAUCAACCAACAACCACUAGUCAUGAUGAGUCAUUGAUUAAAGGAGCUCAAAAGGUUUCUCCCGAUAUUGCAAAACUCCCACCUCAUCAAGGAGAAGUGGGUGUUACUGGUUCCACGACUGCUGAUCAACCACCAAGAGUUGCUUCUGAAGAUGUUGCUAAGGAUGCAGAAGGUGCUGAAUUUAAAGAAACUUCCCGUUUUAAGAAGACAGAAGAUGAUGUAGCUAAAUUCAAUAUCGAACAUGGUCAUGCUCAUGAAAAGAAAUCCUUACUUGAGAUUGCUGAAAGUAGUGGUGGUAAUGCCGGUGGUGAAUUACCUUCACAUUCAGAAGUUGCAGAUGCUCUGGUUGGAGGAAGAGGUGAUAUGGACAUUCAAGGGAGUGGUGGUUUGGAUGCUGAAGGAAGAGCAUUGAAUGUUGAAGGAGAUGGAAUCAAGGGUAAGAAUUUAGAUGCCGAUCUGGGUAUGACGAAACCAAAUGCAGAUUUAGGUAUUGAUAUGAAGGAUGUUGAUAUGAAUAAGAAUAUGGAUGCGAAUAUGAAUAGAGACAUGGGGAUGAAUUUAGGUGAUGUGAAUCUUCCAAAAGGUGCAAAUAUGAAUAAGGAUAUCAAUGCAAAUGCUAAUAUGGAUAAAGAUAUGGGUAUGAAUUUGGAAGGAUCAAAACCAGGUUAUGAUUCCAAGAUUGAUAAAGGUAUGGCCGGUGUAGGUGCUGGUAUAGCUGCUGCUGGAAUUGGUGCUGGUAUUGCAGGUAUGGAUUUGGAUAAAGGAAAGAAUAAAGAUAGCAAUAUGGAUAAAGAUAUCAAUUUGAAUGCCCCAGAUGCUAGUUUGGAUAAGAAAGAUGCCAAUAUGAAUUUUGGUAAACUUGAACCUGAUAUGGAUACCAAAUUACAAGUUGGUGGAAAGGGAGGUGAUGUUUCUCAGCCAGAUUUGAAUAUGAAUAAAGAUAUCAGUGCUAAUGCAAACGUCGAUACGGGUGUGAACUUGAAAGGAACAAAACCAGAUUCUGAUUCCAAGAUUGAUAAAGGUAUGGCUGGUGUUGGUGCUGGUAUUGCUGCUGCUGGAAUUGGUGCAGGUGUUGCAGGUAUGCAUUUAAGUAAAGGUAAAGAUAAAGAUAUCAAUGCUGAUAAGGAUAUUAAUUUGGAAGGUCCAGAUGCCAGUUUGGAUAAGAAGGAUGCGAAUAUGAAUUUAGGUAAACUUGAACCUGAUGUUGAUACGAAAUUACAAGUUGGUGGAAAAGGAGGUGAUGUUUCUCAACCAGAAUUGAAAUCAAGAGAUAUCUCAGCCGGUGAAAAGUUGGACAAGAACAUUAAUGAAGCUAAUGUAUCAGGUGAUGUUGAUAAAUCAGUUGGUGUCUCUGGUGGUGUUGAAAGACCUAAGUCGGCUUCAAGAGAAGGUUCAAAGAAAGGUUUAUUUUCAAAGAUUGGUGAUGUUUUACAUUUGAGAAGAUCUUCUACGGAUGAAAGUAAGAAUGUUAAGAAACCAGACGUUGAUUUAGGUGCCGAAGGUAAUAUUAAUCCGGAUGCUCAAGUUCAUGCCAAGGGGAUUGAUAAGCCAGAUAUUGAUAUGAAUGCAAAGGAAAUGGGUAAGCCAGAUCUUGAUGUUAAUGCAAAGGGAAUUGAUAAACCAGGAAUGGAUAUUGAUGCUGGUGAACACUUGCCAAAGGGCAUGAUGCAUGAUGAGGAAUUAUCCAAAGACCUUUAUGAACCAAUGGAUACCACAAAAGGUUCGCUUUUGAAAAUGCUGCCUCCAAAAUCACAUGUUCCAAUAGUUAGUUCCGAAAUUUCCACUCAGACUCCUACUGGAGCUCAACUUCCUACUUCUGAUGCUAAUGCCAAGAAGGAUUUCGAUAUGCCUGAAAUGGGAGGUAAAAUGUCAGCUGCUGGUACUCAACAUGAAGAACAUCUCAAGGGAAUGAAGGAAGAUUUUGAUAAUGCCCAAGAAAGAUUAGGUACUCAUGGUGAUACUGGUAUUGAUAAAGGUACUGCUGCAAUUGCUGCUGGUACUGCUGGAUUAGUUGCUUUAGGAGCUAUGGAAGCUAAAGACAAGAAAGCUGAAGGUCUUAAUGCAGAAGUUAAAGAUAAGGGAAUUGAUAAAGACAUUGGUACUUCAGGAAUGGAUGCUGGUAUUUCUAAGAAAGAUUUUGAGGCCGGUACAAAUGCUAAUAUUGAUAAAGGGACUGCUGCCAUUGCUGCUGGAACUGCAGGUUUAGUUGGUUUAGGAGCUAUGGAAGCCAAAGAUAAGAGAUCUGAAGGUCUUAAUGCUGAUGUUAAAGAUAAAGGAAUUGAGAAACAGAUGGGUACGGAUAUUCCAAAUAAAGAUAUGAAGUUAGAUGCUAAUGCUGGUGAUUUGAAUCUCAAAGACACUGAUAUGCCUUCUGAUCAUUCCAAGAAGAAGAGUUCUAGUCCAAGUGAAGAACAUAGGCGUAUUUCAUUAUUUGGUUCCGGUUCCAAAGACAAGUCUGGUUCUCCAAAGAAGGGUAUUUUUGGUGCUUCAUUAUUCCGUAAGAAGAGUCCAAGUAAGAAAGAAGUUCCAAAAGAAUCAAUCUCUGAUAAGGCUGCUAAUGUGGAUGUUACUGCUCCAAUGGCUAACAAACCAGAAAGUGAUAAAUUGGAUAUGACAGCUCCAGGUGAUGUCGAACAUGAAAGCAAGCUUGAAGUUGACAAAGAAUUGAAAGAUCUUGAAACGAAGGUUGGUAUGGGUGUGCACCACGCUGCUGAUACUUCAGAAAAGGGUAAGCAAUUAGAACCUGAACUUGACGUUACUGGUGAGAAUUUGUCCAAGAAUAUUGAUGAACCUAUUAAUGAAUGUGAUAUUUCCGGUGAACCAAAGCUUAGAGAAGGUGUUGAAAUUCCAGAAGGUGGCAAGCUUGAUAUGCCAUCAGGUGAUGCAAAGACAAGUGGUUUGAUGGAUCAUCAAAAAGAAGUUGGUACUGGAGGUAAGCCUGAAUUAAGUUUGGCAGAAGCUGGUGGUCUUGCUGGUGCUGCAGCUGCUGCUGGUGGUGCUCUUGCAUAUGGUGCCAUGAAGCCAGAUAAAGACUUGGAUAUCGAGAAAGACGUGAAUGCACCUAGUAAAGAUAUGAAUAUUGAUAAAGACAUGAGUGUACCUAGUGAAGACAUUAAAGCAGGUGGUUCGGUUUCAGCAAAGACUCCUGAAGGUUCAAAAGCUCAAGAUAUGACAACUUCUAAAUCUGGUUCCAAGAAGGGUAUCUUUAGUGGUGGUAUUUUCCAUUCCAGAAAGAAGUCUAAAGACAAGGUUCCAACAUCCAAGAAGGAAAGUGAUAUUAAAUCUCCAACUGUUAUGAAGGAGGGUGAUGUAAAGACUCCAACAUUUGAGAAAGAGGGUAAUAUGAAAGAAAGUCUGAUAGAUAAAUUACCAACUGAAGUUGCCGGUGCAUUAGGAACAACGCACAUUUCGAAACCAGAGGAUGAAGUCAACGUACCUGAUGUAGAUAAGGAAUUACCGGAAGCAGAUGCGGAUAUUAUUGGUUCGAGUGAACUUGGUGCUCGUGAUCGUUCAAUGGAAAGAGGUUCAAAGAAUGCCUGGCCCGAGUAUUCUUCCGAAAAAGGUAAUCAUAAUGAGGCUAAGAUUGCUGCUGGUAUUGGUGGUGCCACGGUUUUAACUGCUGCUGCUCUUCAUGGUGCCAAGAAGAAGGACGUAGAAGGUGCUCAAGGUGAACAACUCGGUGUUGAACAAGAUAAGAGUAGACGUAUUUCUGAUACUCAAGAAGCUACUCCUAGUGGAAAACAAGAAAUGCAAGCAGCUAAAGGAAAACGUCAUAGUUGGUCCGGUCCAUCAAAGGGUAUUUUUGGUUCAAUUUCAUUAGGUAAACAUAAGAAAUCGUUUGAACAUAAACCAGCUUCUAAAGGUACUAUGGAAACAAGUGGAGAAGGUAUUGAAAAGGCAAAACUUCCACAAAGCAAGGAUGUUUCAACUAAAGAUGAAGCCUUAUUGGCUGGUGUUGGUGCAAUCGCUGUGAGUGAUAGAGCUAUGGAUAUUCCAGUAGAUAAAAUGAAGUCAUCAAAGGAUAUGGAAGCUGUUCAUGAUGAGAGGAUGUUGCAAGCAGGUGGUGUUGGUACAAGUGAUACUACAGAUAUGAGAAAGAAUGUUCCAGGUGCAGAAUUUAAUGUGACUAAACCACUUGGAGAUUCUGAAUUAGGUGAUACUGACAAGGAUGUGGAUUAUGAAGAGUCAUCUCAUAUUAGACCAGCUGAUAAGUUAUUUGCUGCAAAAUCAUUAGAUCCAAAGUUGAUGAAGAAGGACACUGGUGAUUUGUCGAAGGAAAUUUCUGGUUCUACACAAGGAAAAGAAAGAAGUCUUGAUAUGGGAGGUUCUGGAUUUGAUCAACCUCAAGGCAUGGAUAAAGUAAAUCUCGGUACUGGACUCACUGCUCAAGUUCCUGGUUAUGAACUUGGAAGUCAAGAAGAAAAAGAUUUCAUGAGUGGAAAGGAUACUUCAACCAGAGAUAUGGGAACCACUGGUGAUGCAGUUGUUGAUGUUAUUGGAAUUCAAGAUCGUGGUGAAGCUUUCAAGACAGCACAAAGUGUUUCCAAGAAGUUAGAUGAACAAGGUGUUGAUUUAUCAGCCGGAAAAUUGGUUAUUGAUAUGAAUAAACAGAAGAUCUAUAAACCAGAUGUUGAUCAACCUGAUAUGACGACUAGAGACAUGGGUGGUUCGAAAGAUUUAGGAGGAACUGUUAGUGGUGGUCCUUCUGAAGGUGCUCCAUUGCCAACAGGUGAUAAACCAUUAUCUCACAAAGUUGGUGGUGCUGAAGCUGCUAUGGCUGCUGGUCUUGCAGGUGUAGGAGCCGCUGGUGUUGCUAGUUCAUUACAUCAACGUAGAAAGCAUAGAUUACCAGAAAAUGAUAACGAAGAAGAUAUUUAUGUCAAUGUUAAAGGUGUACAUGAUAGUGAAUUUGCCACAUCACUUGCUAGAAAAGUUGUAUUUAGGUUACAAAAGACCCAUUCAUAUGAGCUUGAUAACUUGACCGAAAUUCAAGUUGAUGCAACCACUGGUGAUGUUUUAGAUCCUCAAGGUAAAGAAAUUGUUCGUUAUCCUGAUUUAGCAACUGUUCAAUUACCUGGUAGAAGAGGUAGUAUUCAAGAUUUUGCCAAGUCUACAAUUGAAUCUUCAGCUGAUAUUACUAAACCGGUACUUGCUGGUGUAUCUGAUAGUGCAUUAGAUCUUGAAGGUGAACCAAUAAAGUCAACUGAAAUGCAUACCGGUUCUUCUGAACCUAUUGGAGCUGUGGCAGGUGCAGGAAUGUCUAGAGGUUUGCAAAUGGAAGAAGAAGAAGAAGAUCAUGGUUAUUCAUCGUCAGAGAGUGGUACUAGUGUUGAGAAACCAGCUGCUAGAUUCCGUCAUUUGUUGAAUGAAGGUGCUAAUUAUACAUCUGAUUCAUUAGGAAAUACUAUCAUUAAGGGUCCUCCUACCUUGGUUAGUGGUGAUGAAUAUUUAACUCCAAGAAGUGUUGCUUUACCAAAGGUUGAAUCGCAGAAGACAACAUUGCAAGGUGAUUUGAAAUCUAGUAGUGGAAUUUAUGCUGGAGAUGCGAAAGGAGAAGGAGAAGGUUAUGCCAUGCCUGGUUCAUGGGAAUAA